Molecule: messenger RNA, 8807 nt
Organism: Triplophysa dalaica
Lineage: Eukaryota; Metazoa; Chordata; Actinopteri; Cypriniformes; Nemacheilidae
Product: IgGFc-binding protein
Exons: 20
Coding region: 25-8370 (2781 amino acids)
Molecular function (GO): protein binding
Source: RefSeq, a predicted model, not a curated record
UGUUCAGAGACUAUACCUCCAGCCAUGGAGAUGCGGUCGUUUCUUCUCUGCUUAGCAGUAACAGUAACUGCAGUCAAAGGAUGCUCAACAGGCCGUGAAUUCAUCACUGCUUUUAUGACAAACUACCUGUAUGCCCAAAAAGGCAGUCCGACCCUCUCCAUUACAGCACAAAAUUCCCCCGCAACUGUAAAAGUGGAGGUGAAGGGUCUAGCUUACAGUGAAAUAGUGAAUAUCGCACGUGGUGACACCAAACUUAUAACGCUUCCAGCAAACACCGAGCUUGAAGGUGAAGGAGUCUAUCGCAAAGCUGUAUCGAUCUCCUCUGAUGCAGAUGUCUCCGUGGUGUCCUCUCACAUAAAGGAAUACACCGGAGACAGCAGUGUGAUUUACCCCAUAAACCAACUUGGCAGAAGUUACAUAAUUUUCACUCCAAACACGGGUCCAAUGAAAAAGGAAGCUGCUAUCAUCAAUGGCAAGGAGAUGAACACAGUCACCAUCGUUUACAAUUCUCCAAAAAUUAAGCCAAAAACCAUAAAUUUGAAUGCCUAUGAGGUCUAUGAGUUUCAAAGUCAGGAGACUUUGUCUGGAACAAAAAUCACAUCCACACUUCCGGUGGCUGUCCUGGCCGGACACGAGUGUGCCAUGAUCGUGGGCACCUGUGAGCAUGUCUACGAGCAGCUGAUCCCGAUUGAGUCUCUCUCAAGCACAUACCUGGUUCCUCCGAUGCAUUAUAUCCUCAGCAAGGACACCGCCCAUGUGGUUGCUCCAGAGGACAACACAGUUGUGUCCAUCUAUAAGCACAAACACCCCAAAAUAAUAAAAAUGAAUUCUGGAGAUGUUUAUGAAGUUCAUUUGAAAAAAACGGGUACACUCAUCCAAAGUAACAAGAAUAUAAUGGUUAUGUAUUUUAGUAGCAAUUUUCCCUACGAUGAGUAUCUAACCAAUGUUAUUCCCACUUCUGAGAUGUCAACCUCAUGGACCAUUUAUCCCCAAAAUGGUUACGAUAGCAAUGCUGUAAUUGUCGCUGAAGCGGCAGCACAACGCACUUUAAGCAAGUCACUGAAAUGGAAAGAUUUCCCCGGGGACAGCAAAUACAUAUGGAGUAUCAUGCCGAUCGGCUCACAGAAAGAUCCGAUAACCAUAUCUGGAAAUUCACUGAUGGCUGUGUAUGUUUAUGGUGGAAAAGUAAGGUGGGGAUAUGGUACAACAGGAGUGUGUAACACCGGUUCCACGUCCAUUCCAGUUUCUCCAACAGACCCCUGUGACACUGUCAAGUGCCGUGAACGGGAGGAGUGUAGAAAGGGUGUCUGUGUUCCCGUUUCCUCUGCCACAUGCCAUGCGGUUGGCGAUCCCCAUUUCAAAACUUUUGAUGGGAAGCUAUUUGACUUUCAGGGAACUUGUUCUUACGUAAUGGUGAACAAUACAAAACCUCAAAAAGGCCUCACACCCUUCACCGUAUUGAUAAAAAACAACCACAGGGGAAACAAUAGAGUGGCGUACGUGAGGGCGGUUUCUGUCCUGGUGUAUGGUCACACAGUGGUGGCAAGCAGCCAGAGAGGAAUAGUAGAGUUCAAUGGUGAAAAUACCUACUUGCCAUUGACUAUCGAGGGUGGAAAGAUCAAAGUUGAGCAAAGAGGCUGGGAUGUCAUUAUAUCAACAGAUUUUGGCUUACAAGUGAAAUAUGACUGGAAUAUGAUGCUGUAUAUCACAGUUCCCAGCAGCUAUUACCAGACUAUAGGUGGACUAUGUGGGAAUUAUAACGGUGACCGCAGAGAUGAAUACAGUGAUCCCAAAGGCACUAUGCUCUCCAGCGUCAUUGAGUUUGCCAAAAGCUGGAAAGUUCCAGAUAAAGAUCUGUUUUGCAAUGAUGACUGUAAUGGGCAGUGCCCAAGUUGCCCUUCAACCCUUCAAGAGCAGUACAAACAAGAGUCAAACUGUGGUAUCAUAGCUAAAAAAGAUGGGCCAUUUGCUAGCUGUCACGCAAUUAUAGAGCCCAACAUAUACGUGGAUAAUUGUGUGUAUGAUGUGUGUAUUAACAACGGUGCACGACUCUUCCUCUGUAAUGACAUACAGAGCUAUGUUGGUGCUUGCAUGUCAGCUGGAAUCAAGAUCACUGGAAACUGGAGGACGCUCUCCAAUUGCCCAAUGAACUGUCCAGCCAACAGUCAUUAUGAGUCCUGUGGCACAGCCUGUGCUGCCUCUUGUGCAGAUCGUGAUGCCCCAGAAAAGUGCACGUUGUCAUGUGUGGAAGGCUGCCAGUGCAACACAGGUUAUGUACGCAGUGGAGAUGAAUGCGUUCCUGAAAAAAAGUGUGGCUGUACAUACAAAGACCGAUAUUAUCCAGCCGGCCAAAUGUUUUGGGGGGACACAAAAUGCGCAGAAAAAUGUGUCUGCAAUCCAGCAACUGGAAAAGUUGAUUGCAAAGUGACAAGCUGUAAGAAGUCAGAAAUGUGUGACACGAGAAAUGGAGUGAGAGAUUGCUAUCCAAUGUCGUACGGUACCUGCCAGGGUGCAGGUGAUCCACACUACCGGACAUUUGAUGGUAAACCCUUUGACUUUCAAGGUACCUGUACUUAUUAUUUCUCCAAGCUACUUAAUACAGCUGAUCCCUCAUUGAUACCCUUUGAGGUGCUUGUCAAGAAUGAGAACAGAGGAAGCAACAAGGUAGUUUCAUUUACCAAGGCUGUAACAAUAAGUGUCUAUGGAUACACAAUUGUCUUAAGUAAGGAAAGUCCUAGAAAAGUGAAGGUCAAUGAUCUAUAUGUGAAUGUGCCAUUUGAAAAAGAUAGUCGACUCAGCAUAUUCACCACUGGGUAUUUCGGUGUGAUAACCACAGACUUUGGCCUGACAUUAAAAUUCAACUGGGAAAGCCAUGUAACACUCACUCUACCCAGCACUUAUUCCAAUGAAGUGGGAGGACUUUGUGGCAACUGGAAUGGAAAUCUCAACGAUGAAUUCCGUACCACUGACAAUACCCUUGCUGCUAACCCAACACUCUUUGGAACCAGUUGGAAGGUCAAAGAUGACCCUGGAUGCUCGGAUGAAUGUAAGGAGAAAAUCUGUCCCAAAUGUGACAACAUUGAGAAAAUGAAGGUGACUUUUACCAAGCCCUGUAGCAUCAUCACAGACAAAACAGGUCCAUUUAAAGGCUGCCAUGACAAAGUGAAUCCCAGUCAGUUUUAUGAGGAUUGUGUGUAUGAUAUGUGUAUGUAUGGUGGACAUCCAUCAGCACUCUGUAGUGUUCUCACUGCAUACACAGCUGCUUGUCAAAAUGCUCUUGGAAAAGUGGAAUCUUGGAGAACCAACACUUUGUGCCCUGCGUCCUGCAAGGAAAAUAGCCACUAUGAGGUGUGUGGAGUAGGAUGUCCCCAGACCUGCCUUGGUCUCACUGAAACUAAGGGCUGCAAGGAGACUCUCUGUGUUGAAGGCUGUGCAUGUGACGAUGGCUCUGUUUUGAGCAAUGGUGAGUGUGUGCCGAUGGCACAGUGCGGCUGUACUCACAUGGGUCUGUACUAUCAGCUGGGCCAAGAGUUCUUUCCUGAAGGCAAAUGUAAUCAGAGGUGCGUUUGCAAAGAAAACGGACAAGUUCAGUGUGUGGACGGAUUCACCUGCAGACCAGGUGAGAAGUGCCAGGUCAAGAAUGGAGUCCAAGGGUGUUUUCCUGAGUGCACAGCUGUGUGCACAGUGGCAGGCUUUGGAAUCUACCAGUCAUUCGAUGGAAAAUCCUUUAGUGUUGAAGGUGACUGUGAGUACAGAUUGGUAGAGACGAUUCAGACAAAGGAUAAGAUAAGCUCGUUCAGUGUUUUAGUGAAACAACUGUCCUCUGAUGGAAUCAUCACUCGGAGGGUCAAAAUACAAGUGGACGAAUACACAGUUACUUUGAUGCCGGGCCGCAUCUGGGAAAUACAGGUAGAUGAUGCUAAAACAAAUCUUCCUGUAACUGUGGAUGAAGGACUGAUUCAAGUUUAUCAGAACGGUCUUUAUAUUGUUUUGGAAACAGACUUUGGAUUGAAACUGACAUAUGACACAGUUUCCACAGCCACAAUUGAGAUCCCAUCCACCUUUAAAAGCGCAGUAACAGGUCUCUGCGGAAACUACAAUGGAAACAAAGCAGACGAUUUUCUCUUGCCAAGUGGUAUUCAGACAUCUUCUGGAGAAUAUUUUGCAGAGGCUUGGGUUUUACCAUCAGACAGAGGGAUGUGCCAAACAGGUUGUGGGUCCAAGUGUGUAAAUCCUGACAAAGACACACAGACACAGGCAGAGAAAGCUUGCACUAUUCUAACAUCAGAGAAGGGUCCAUUUUCUAACUGUUACGACAAAGUUCCACCCCAGACAUUCUUUGAUGAAUGUGUCAAAGAUGUGGCAGCACAGCCGAAGGACAAGACAGUUCUCUGUCGUUAUAUACAAUGGUAUGUGGCCAGCUGUCAGGAGACUGGAACAUCAAUGAAGACCUGGAGGAAUAGCACCUUCUGUCCUUUUAAGUGUUUUGAGAAAAGUCACUACGAACUGUGUGCUGACACCUGUUCCUCCACCUGUGCCAGCCUGACUAAAUCACAGAAAUGCCCACCGUGUCAUGAAGGAUGUCAGUGUGAUGAUGGCUUUGUGUUUGAUGGAGGUGAAUGUAAAGCUUUAAAGGACUGUGGUUGUUAUGCAGAUGGGAAGUAUUACAAGACUGGUGAGGAAGUGAUUCUAGAAGACUGUGAAGAAAAAUGCAGCUGCAAUGCAGGAGUGUUCUCUUGUCAGUCUUACGAAUGUGAGGAAAAUCAAGUAUGUGCCAAAAAAAAUGGCGCCGUUGGGUGCUACAGAACAGAAACGUACUGUCCAGCCAACAGUAACUAUGAAGACUGCGGAACAGCAUGUCUUGCCACUUGUGCAAAUCGAGAUGCCCCAGACAACUGCACAUUGCCAUGCGUGGAGGGCUGUCAGUGCAGUACAGGUUAUGUUCGUAGUGGAGACCAAUGCAUUUCUGUGAAAAAGUGUGGCUGCACCUACCAGGGUCGGUAUUAUGCAGCUGAUCAAACAUUUUGGGGGGAUACAAAAUGCAAAGAGAAAUGUGUGUGCAAUCCUCAAACUGGAAAGACUCAAUGCACACCAGCAAAUUGUAAGAAUUCUGAAAUGUGUAGUACACGGAAUGGAGUGAGAGACUGUUAUCAAUUAUCCUAUGGUUACUGCCAGGGUGCAGGUGAUCCACACUACCGGACAUUUGAUGGUAAACCCUUUGACUUCCAAGGUACCUGUACUUACUAUUUCUCCAAGCUACUCAAUACAGCUGAUCCCUCAUUGAUACCCUUUGAGGUGCUUGUCAAGAAUGAGAACAGAGGACAUAACAAAGCAGUUUCUUUUACCAAGACUGUAACAAUAAGCGUCUAUGGAUACACAAUUGUCUUAAGUAAGGAAAGUCCUAGAAAAGUAAAGGUCAAUGAUCUAUAUGUGAAUAUGCCAUUUGAAAAAGAUAGUCGACUCAGCAUAUUCACCACUGGGUAUUUUGGAGUGGUAACAACAGACUUUGGCCUGACAUUAAAAUUCAACUGGGAAAGCCAUGUAGCACUCACUCUACCCAGCACUUAUUCCAAUGAAGUGGGAGGACUUUGUGGCAACUGGAAUGGAAAUCUCAACGAUGAGUUCCGUACUCCCGAUGAUACCCUUGCAGCAAACCCAACACUCUUUGGAACCAGCUGGAAAGUCACAGAUGACCCUGGAUGCACGGAUGAAUGUAAGGGAAAAAAUUGUCCCAAAUGUGACGCCCCUGAGAGAAACCAGGUGACUUUUACCAAGCCCUGUAGCAUCAUCACAGACAAAACAGGUCCAUUUAAAGGCUGCCAUGACAAAGUGAAUCCCAGUCAGUUUUAUGAGGAUUGUGUGUAUGAUAUGUGUAUGUAUGGUGGACAUCCAUCAGCACUCUGUAGUGUUCUCACUGCAUACACAGCUGCUUGUCAAAAUGCUCUUGGAAAAGUGGAAUCUUGGAGAACAAAAACUUUGUGCCCUGCGUCCUGCAAGGAAAAUAGCCACUAUGAGGUGUGUGGAGUAGGAUGUCCCCAGACCUGCCUUGGUCUCACUGAAUCUAAGGGCUGUAAGGGGUUCCCUUGUGCUGAAGGAUGUAUAUGUGACAAGGGCUUUGUUUUGAGCAAUGGCAAGUGUGUGCCCAUGGCACAGUGCGGCUGUACUCACAUGGGUCUGUACUAUCAGCUGGGCCAAGAGUUCUUUCCUGAAGGCAAAUGUAAUCAGAGGUGCGUUUGCAAAGAUAACGGACAAGUUCAGUGUGUGGAUGGAUUCACCUGCAGACCAGGUGAGAAGUGCCAGGUCCAGAAUGGAGUUCAAGGCUGUUUUCCUGAGUGCACAGCUGUGUGCACUGUGGCAGGCUUUGGACUCUACCAGUCAUUCGAUGGAAAAUCCUUUAGUGUUGAAGGUGACUGUGAGUACAGAUUGGUAGAGACGAUUCAGAGAAAGGAUAAGAUAAGCUCGUUUAGUGUUUUAGUGAAAAAGCUGUCAUCUGAAGAGGCAGGCAUCACCCGAAGAGUCGAAAUACAAGUAGACCAAUACACAAUUACUUUGCUGCCCGGACAGGUCUGGGAUAUACAGGUGGAUAACACUAAAACAAAUCUCCCUGUAACUUUAAAUGAAGGACUGGUGCAAGUUUAUCAAAACGGUCUUUUCAUUGUUGUGGAAACAAAUUUUGGAUUGAAAGUUACAUAUGACACAAUCUCCAUGGCCACUGUUGAGAUCCCAUCCACUUAUAAAAGCGCAGUCACUGGUCUCUGCGGAAGCUACAAUGGAAACAAAGCAGACGAUUUUCUCCUGCCUGAUGGUAUUCAGACAUCUUCUGUGGUAUACUUUGCUGAGAGCUGGGUUUCCCCGUCAGAUAGAAUGAUGUGCAAAACAGCUUGUGGAUCCAAAUGUGUAAAUCCUGACAAAGACACGCAAACAGAGGCAGAGAAUGCUUGCACUAUUCUAACAUCAGAGAAGGGUCCAUUUUCUAACUGUUACGACAAGGUUCCACCCCAGACAUUCUUCGAUGAAUGUGUCAAAGAUGUGGCGGCACAGCCAAAGGAUCAGAACGUUCUGUGUAGUCACAUACAACGAUAUGUGGCCAGCUGUCAGGAGACUGGAACUUCAAUUGACAGCUGGAGGAAUAGCACCUUCUGUCCUUUGAAGUGUUUUGAGAACAAACACUAUGAGCUGUGUGCUGACACCUGCUCCUCCACCUGUGCCAGCCUUACUGAAUCAAAGAAAUGCCCACCGUGUCAUGAAGGAUGUCAGUGUGAUGAUGGUUUGGUGUUUGAUGGAGGUGAAUGUAAAGCUUUAAAGGAUUGUGGUUGUUAUGCAGAUGGAAAGUAUUACAAGUCUGGUGAAGUAAUCGUUCAGGGAGACUGUGAGAGAAGAUGCCAAUGCAAAGCUGGAGAGUUCACCUGUGAUCCCUUAAAAUGUGCUUCUGAACAGUUCUGUGGCAAAAAAGAUGGUGUCGUUGGGUGUUACACCAAGGAUCUUUGCAGUGAUCAUAAAUGCCGUGAGAAAGAGUACUGUACUGUACAGGACAACAAGGCAGUGUGUGUCCCAAAGUCAAAGGCCUCCUGCAUGGCCACGGGAGAUCCUCAUUACAGAACCUUUGAUGGGAACCACUUCUCCUUCCAGGGUAUUUGCACAUAUACUUUAGUUAAAACAUCAGGCAAAGACCCAACACUCACACCAUUCAGCAUCAUCAACAAGAACGACAUGCUCAAUGGCUAUUAUGGGUCAUACGUCAAGUCCGUCAGCAUCAAAGUCAAAGGACAUGACAUCACUUUCAGUAAAGACAAACGCAACCAUGUGACAAUUGAUGGCUCCGUUUUAAACCUUCCAGUGAGUUUGAAUUCUGAAGGCAUCAACAUAGUAUUGUCAGGGACUAAAGGGAUUCUGCAGACAGAUUUUGGCUUGGAGGUCACAUUUAACUGGGCAGAUACACUCAUCGUGGUACUUUCCAGCAGCUACGACAAUAAUAUAGAAGGAAUGUGUGGAACCUACAAUGAUGACCUGGAAGAUGACUUUGUCACACCAAGUGGUAAUAUCGUGACAGAUAUAACAGAAUGGGCAAAAUCUUGGAGUGUCCCUGAUUCCAGCAGCACCUGCUGGCACUUUCCUCCCUGCACGGAUGAGAAAAUGUCGCUGUAUAGGGGUCAAAGCUACUGCGGCUUGAUAGAGGAUGCCAAUGGCCCAUUCAGCCAGUGUCAGAAUAUAAUAUCCAAGCGGCAAUUUGCUUCUGACUGUCUUUUCCAACUGUGUCUCAAUCAUGGAAACCAAAAGGCCUUUUGCCAUGCUCUCAAUAAUUAUGUGUCCUCUUGUGCCCUGUCAAGCGCUGACGUAUCUCCAGAGUGGAAGCAGCUGGCUAACUGCUGAUGUGAAGAAGAUUUUUUCUCCAAACUGUUACUUUAGUACACUAAACAGUAAUCAUUAUACAUUAACAGAAUAUUUCUAGAGCAAACCUUUUCUCACACAGUAUAAUUAUUCAGUUUGGGCAUUUUGUUUUCACAAGGGAUCACAGGAAUCAUAACAGCACGAUUUAAAUUUAAAUGAAUGUAAGAGUUUCUUCCUUAAGUUGCAUCAAUCAACAUUUAUGUAUAUCAGCAACUUGUGCUGUCUAUGAAUAAGUCUAUAAUUAAUCUUUGAACAUUUUUACAAAUUUGAUUUAUUCUCCAUAUUUAGUAUACUUAAUAAAUUCUUGCAUCAUCUUGUAUAAGCUCGUUUUUUGUUUGUGGUAUUAUGAGAGGCAAACCUUCUACUAUGAGACAUCCAUUUUUUUAUGCAAGCAUGUGUUGGGCCUGUGGUGUACUGCU